UACUGCCUACAGAGGGAGCUGUGUUAUGGGGCGGAGGUAGCGCUUGCACUUCUUAGAUGAAGAGGAGCUAGCGUCUGAAAAAACCCAAGGCGAAAGGUCAGAUUUUUGUCAGUUAGAAUUUUAGGAAACUGUAGUGGCACCAGCUGUACCAGACUCAGAGCGUGACAUGGGGCAGAAUGAUCUGAUGAGCAAUGCGGAGGACGUGGCGGACCAGUUCCUGAGAGUGACCAAACAAUACCUUCCUCACGUGGCGCGCCUGUGUCUGAUCAGCACCUUCCUGGAAGACGGCAUCCGCAUGUGGUUCCAGUGGAAUGAGCAGCGGGACUACAUUGAGGCCACCUGGAGCUGUGGCUACUUUCUGGCCGCCUGCUUCGUGUUACUGAACCUGCUAGGACAGCUAGGUGGCUGUGUCCUUAUCCUCAGUAGGAAUUUUGUCCAGUAUGCUUGCUUUGCGUUAUUUGGAAUCCUUUCUUUACAGACUAUUGCCUACAGCAUUUUAUGGGAUCUUAAAUUCUUGAUGAGGAACCUGGCCCUGGGCGGGGGGCUCCUGCUGUUGCUAGCCGAGUCACGUGGAGAAGGGAAGAGCAUGUUUGCUGGGGUGCCGUCAAUGGGAGAGCACUCGCCCAAGCAGUACAUGCAGCUGGGCGGACGGGUUCUCCUGGUGCUCAUGUUCAUGACCCUGCUGCACUUUGACCCUAGCUUCAUCUCUAUUCUGCAGAACCUGGUGGGCACAGCUCUGAUCGUGCUGGUGGCAAUCGGCUACAAGACCAAGCUGGCCGCCCUCACCCUGGUGUUGUGGCUCUUUGCCGUCAACGUAUACUUCAAUGCCUUCUGGAUGGUGCCCACCUACAAGCCCAUGCACGACUUCCUCAAGUACGACUUCUUCCAGACCAUGUCGGUGAUCGGUGGGCUGCUACUGAUUGUGGCUCUGGGGCCCGGUGGGGUGUCCAUGGACGAGAAGAAGAAGUUGUGGUGAGACUCGACCCAAGUUACCAGGACCGACAGGACUGGGACCCCCCCCCCCCUUACCGAACAUGGCCUAAGCAGUACGCACCUCCUCCCUCUACCCCCCUCCCCUCAGCACUGUCUCAUUCUCCGUUUGUUUCAUGCUUCUUUUGCUAUUUUUUUGUGCGCAUCUUUUGUCUAUGCUUUCGAUAAUGCCAGCCCUUAACUAAAGACACAACCCACUGUUUUAGAGGACAUGUUUUACACUAUUGUGUGUAAAUGAUGGUAGCUGCUUUUGUGCUGAUUUUGAGUUAGUGCAGAAUAGAUGCAUUACUAUAUGUAUGGUCAGGUAGGUUUCUAUGAAGGGGCAAAUGCAGUACUUUCUAUCAAAUAUUUUAAGUUAGGAUGAACAAGGGAUAAAAAAAAAAGUACCUUUGGCUAGUCACAUAAUUUUACAGUUCAAUGAACUGGGGCGACAGGUAGCCUAGUGGUUAGAGUGUUGGGCCAGUAAUCGAAAUGUUGCUAGAUCGAAUCCCCGAGCUGACAAGGUAAAAAUCUGUCGUUCUGCCCCUGAACAAGGCAGUUAACCCGCUCUUCCUAGGCCGUAAUUGUAAAUAAGAAUUGGUUCUCAACUGACUUGCCAAGUUAAAAUAAAAAGCAUGUUAGCUGCUUUUUACUGUAUUUGUCUUGGUCCACGUUCUGAGUUUCUGUGUGCCUAUUCAAAUGCCUUGUAGACUCCCAUGAACACCUCAAGCCAUUUAAUGUACAGACACUUUCACAUGAGGAGAUUUAUAUUCUGUUCUUUAUUUAAAUUUUGUCACAAGUAUGAGUCCUCAUAGCAUUCCAUAUGACAAAUGUGAGUGCUGUCAAUUGAGUCCAAAGUUUACAAUUGGUUAAUUAUAGUAUUCUAUAUCAUCCAGCACAACAGGGCCAUUUAGCUUUAAAGCCCUCUAUCGUUGGUCUCACUCAGUGUAUUUCCAUUUAAUAAAGUAUGAGAAAAGUAAUGAUUUUCUAUUGUUUAUAAAUCAUAAACAAAAACAUUAA
Salvelinus namaycush (lake trout) is the source of this 1989-nucleotide messenger RNA. RefSeq names its product surfeit 4, like (gene surf4l). The record is from RefSeq and is a predicted model, not a curated record. Gene Ontology annotation, cellular component: endoplasmic reticulum-Golgi intermediate compartment; endoplasmic reticulum; membrane. The transcript is spliced from 6 exons. Bases 167 to 976 code for a protein of 269 amino acids. Gene Ontology annotation, biological process: Golgi organization. NCBI's taxonomy places the organism in Eukaryota, Metazoa, Chordata, Actinopteri, Salmoniformes, Salmonidae.